AUGGCGACCAACGGAAACUUCACACAGCAGGAUCAGUACAAGAGUGCACCUGAGCAAUACACUGCCACCUCGGGUGCUCCUGAGAGCAAUACUGGAAGCGCGUCGGGUAAUGACUUGUCUAAGGAUGAGGUUGGAUGGUACUUUGUGGAGCAAUACUAUACUACUUUGAGCAAGUCUCCAGAGAAGCUCCAUCUAUUCUAUGGGAAGCGCUCCCAAUUUGUCUCUGGCCUUGAGCAGGAGAUUACUUCAGUCUCCGUUGGUCGAGGUGCAAUCCAAGAACGAAUCCGUAACCUCGACUUCCAAGACUGCAAGGUCCGUGUCUCCAACGUCGACUCUCAAUCAUCCUUCGACAACAUCGUCAUCCAAGUCAUUGGUGAGACCUCCAACAAGUCUGCAGAGCUCAAGAAGUUCGUACAAACCUUCGUCCUUGCACAACAGCCAACUGGAUACUUCGUUCUCAACGACAUUUUCCGAUACAUCAAGGAUGAGGCCGAGGAUGAAAUUGCAAAUUCUGCUGAACCAGAGGAGGCACCUCUCGCCGAAAACGUCGAAAUGCCAAAGGCUCCAGUUGAGGAGGAGACUCCAUCAACUCUCGAUGCCGAUGUCGUUGACAAGAAACUAGAGGAGACAAUCGAGGAACCAGCAGCUGCUGAACCUGUAACCAACGGUACCUCUGAGCCAGUCGAGGAGGCUGAGGAAGCUCCAGCUACCCCCGCAGAAGAGCCCAAAGAGACGCCUUCAGUCGAGGAAGCUGAGAAGGCAACCGAGGAAGAGAUCAAGGAGGAAGAGAAACCAAAAGACCCAGUUCCAAGCCCCGUCGCUGUUCGCGCUGCCUCUCCAGUAAAGCCAGCCCAGCCCGCUGCUCCUCCAAAGCCAUUGAGCUGGGCUAGUCGAGCUGCUGCCGCUAUGGGAUCCGCACCUAAGCCCGCCGUUCCCGCUGUUGCCGCUCCAAAGACUGCCACUCCACCAGCACAACCACGCGCAGCCCCUCCUGCAAAGGCUGCUGCUACUCCAAACCAACCCGCCCAAGCCGCUACCCCAGCUGCUGUCCCUGCCUCUGAGAAAGAGAAGGAGAACGUUGGAUGGCAAACAGCCGGUGACCAUGUCAAGCGACAAAACAGACCUCAAUCGAUUUCUGCUCCUCCAGAAGACAAGGGAACAAUGGCUUACAUCAGAAAUGUUACCGAGAAGUUGUCCCCAGAGAGUCUUCGUGGUGCGUUAGAAUCCUUCGGUCCAUUGGUCUACUUCGACAUCAACCGCGGAAAGAACUGUGCCUUCGUUGAGUAUGCUACCGCUGAAGGAUACAAUGCCGCUGCUGCCGCCAACCCACAUCAAAUUGGCGACGAGGCAGUUUACGUCGAGCCUCGCAGACCAAAGGCUGGUGCUUACGGAGGAAACGGUUACUCUGGAGGAAGAGGUGGUGCCAACCAGCGAGGAGGCCGAGGCGGAUUCCAAGAUAAUCGUGGACCACCUGGUGGACGAGGAGGAUUCGGACAAAACCGUGGUCGUGGAGGUCCAGCUGGUGGUGCCCAGCGAGGCGGUCGCGGACCAUCUCAACCAACCAACGCAUGA
Molecule: messenger RNA, 1572 nt
Organism: Glarea lozoyensis ATCC 20868
Lineage: Eukaryota; Fungi; Ascomycota; Leotiomycetes; Helotiales; Helotiaceae
Product: NTF2-like protein
Exons: 4
Coding region: 1-1572 (523 amino acids)
Biological process (GO): ribophagy; protein deubiquitination
Cellular component (GO): ribonucleoprotein complex; cytosol; Ubp3-Bre5 deubiquitination complex
Molecular function (GO): mRNA binding
Source: RefSeq, a predicted model, not a curated record